Cryptotermes secundus is the source of this 1651-nucleotide messenger RNA. Its product is annotated as tetratricopeptide repeat protein 7B-like. NCBI's taxonomy places the organism in Eukaryota, Metazoa, Arthropoda, Insecta, Blattodea, Kalotermitidae. The record is from RefSeq and is a predicted model, not a curated record. Gene Ontology annotation, biological process: phosphatidylinositol phosphate biosynthetic process; protein localization to plasma membrane. Gene Ontology annotation, molecular function: protein binding. Gene Ontology annotation, cellular component: plasma membrane.
AGUAUCGAACAACGAUUAUGGCGGCACUGCAGAAACUUUUUGAAUCUGUGUUAUAUGGCAUUCGAGAUAGCUCAGUUUAAAAUAAUUGCUUUUUCUAAAAAUAGUGGGACAAUAACACUCAUGUUUUCGUACAUACGAAAUUCGAAGAACCCAAAUCUGUACCAUAUUUUCUGUUUCAAGGCAAACUUGUUAACAAGUUGUCAGAAAGUAAUGUGCAAAAAUGGGCCGAAUAUUUCGUGAGAAUUUGUGUUUUAUGUGGUAUUGGUUAUCCUGUUACAAUGAAUCAACCUGAUUGUAAGAAACUGGGGAAGUAGCGUAACAUGGCCGGGAAAGGUAGAAGUUACCGAUUAGAAACGGAAAUAGAGAAAAGUAGAGAAGAGUCCAAUUGGAAGAGAGUUAUAGAUUUAGCCGAACAACUAAAAUCAAGGGCCCCUGAUUUCGAGCAUUUGGCGAACUUCUUAAUUGGUGAGGGGAAACUGGAGUCGUUUUUAGAGGAAUUUCCCCCAGUUGAUGCAAACAUAAGUAAGGCUCGCACAGGUUUAACAGAGGCCAAACGAUAUUUAUUGAGCACUGCAAGUGAGCAAGGGAAGAAGGCUGGAGUUAUAUUGGAUUCUAAUCUGUUGCUUGGAAAGCUGCACUAUGCUAUGGGAAUGUAUGAAGAGUCACUCAAUUAUUACAAUCAAGCAGAACUUCAAUCUUUUACAGAGAAACAGCUGCCUAGUAGAAGUUUGAGGAUAGUUGCUGAAUCAUAUGCAAUUAAAGGUAUGUGUCUGGAGAAAGUGCGUCCUUCUUCAUCAUCAAAGUACAAGCAAGCUGAGUGGGAUGAGCAGAGAGUGAAGUGUUUUGAAGUGGCUGGGGAUCUCACACUGUUGUACCUUCAGGAGCAGGACAAGUUGCAGCAGCAGCAAACCACAACCAUCAACACAGGCUCAUAUUCACCACAGCCACCAAAUCCUGAACGUCAAAUUGGGCCUGUUUUGGAAACAGUCUUACAGCGAGCGCCAAUCCUUCACAUUCAGACAGGGAAAUUACAGUCAGCUGUUACUCGCUACAGGACUAUGUUAAGUGCGGUUGAGUCCAGUGCAACGCAAAGUUUACGUCUGACACUUACAAGACAACUAGCUGAAGUGUUAUUGAGGGGCGUCAGUGGAACAGUAUAUUCGUGUCCUGAGAAAGCAGGUGACACAACAGCUUCAAACAAAAAAUUAACACAGACGACUCAGACAGCUGACAGCCCAUGGAAGCCUCGUAAAUACACCGGCAUCAACCUCUUCAUUCCUCGGAAUGAAAAUGAAGAAAUCAUCUUAUUGUUACUCAUAAGUGAAGCCAUGGCUGUCCGCAAUGCUGUACUCAGCCAGUCUCCAGAGUUUAAGGAAGCAAGAAUUCAUGCUUAUGAUAAUGCCACUGCCAUCUAUGAUCUCCUAACAAUUGCUUUAGUUCGAUGGGGUCAUGCAGACCUCUUACAUGAGUCAUUUGAGCGGGCCAUGAAGUUCUCAUUUGAAGAGCCUCACAUAUGGAUGCAGCAUGCCUUAUGUUUGGUCACUAUGGGACAAUAUGCCCAUGCUCUCUCAGUCUUGAAGGAGGUUACCAGGCUUCUGCCAACCAGAGUGGUACCUUGUCUUCUGGCAGCACGUAUAUGCUACGAACAUCU